Callorhinchus milii (elephant shark) is the source of this 498-nucleotide messenger RNA. RefSeq names its product glutaredoxin 2 (gene glrx2). NCBI's taxonomy places the organism in Eukaryota, Metazoa, Chordata, Chondrichthyes, Chimaeriformes, Callorhinchidae. The coding region runs from base 1 to 498 and encodes 165 amino acids. The record is from RefSeq and is a predicted model, not a curated record. The transcript is spliced from 3 exons.
AUGUUAUAUGCUGAUGAUGUAACUUAUUGGCACUUCUUCUCUGAAUGUGUGUUCUGGUUCCAGUUUGCGGACUGGAAUCUCCCUUUCGCAGGAAUGGGACACUUUGUGUCCAAAAAAAAGAAUCAUAAAGCAAUAGUAGUUCAACGAUCAGCACGACCUAAGGACUCUAUUUCCAAAUUUAUCGAAGAUUUAGUUAAACGGAACUGUAUAGUGAUAUUUUCCAAGACAAGCUGUCCCUUCUGUGUAAAGGCAAAGGAUGUAUUUGAAGCAAUGAAAGUCAGUUACAGAGUGGUCGAGAUAGAUGAGCGCGAAGAUGGUUGUUUUCUGCAACAUACUCUUGGAAUUCUAACUGGUUCAAGGACAGUUCCAAGAGUGUUUGUGAAUGGAGUUUGCAUCGGUGGUGCUCAACAGACAAUUGAUUUGUACAAGAAAGGUGAACUUCUGGCACUGAUCAUGAAGUGUGCUACCCGCUGCGAUGAGAAAACUAACAAACAUUAG